AUGAACGAGCCAUGUUCAGAAAUCGAUGCUAUUCAAAUAGUUCAAGCUGAAGAAAUGAAAGUACAUAAAUCCUGGUGGAUCUUAGAUCCCUUUAUUCCCGAUUUAUUUACCAAUCGUCAUCGCGAACAGGACUUCUUGAAGUUAUUCAUUGAAAAACCGUUUUCUACUCCAGAAAAAAAUUAUUCGAGUUCCGAGAACGAUUUUGAGGAUUCCGGUUCUACACGAAGCGAUGAGUUAUUCUUCGAUUGUGAUUCUUCGCACACUUCUGACAGUGAAGAUGAUUCAUCUUCUAAUUCCGAUGAAAAUGAUGAGCUCAACAGGCUGUCAAUGACUGCUGUUGAAGCAGCUCAAAAUCAAGGCUACAGGUUGUGGCACGACAUCACAAACCUGAAUUCGCUAAUUUUCGAAAUGUAUCCGGAGGUACUGCAGCACGAGUACCACACUGGGAACCGCUAUACGACUGCUCACGCAUCGUACACCACACUGGAGACUCGUAUAGCCACCCGCAAAGACGCAAUCCAGGAGGAAAUUGAUGCCAGAGACGCAGAACAAGCACAAAACACUCUGGCUAUGCACAGCACCGCUUACAUGGGUGGGUCAUCUGGCACGGGGCUCCCAAAGAUCAAGCUCCACACGUUCUCUGGUGACUUUAAACGUUGGGGAUCCUUUAGUCAGCUAUUUUCUGAUAUCGUUAUUGACAAUGCACUUCUUAAAAACAGUCAGAAGAUGCAUUAUUUGAAGACCUUCACCGAAAAGGAAGCCCAUCAGCUUAUUGGUAACAUGCCAUCCACUGAUGACUCAUUUGAGCCCGCUUGGAAUCUACUGAAGAGCCGCUAUUUGAAUCCUCGUCGCGUAGUGGCAUCGCACCUUGAAGAUCUGUUGGUAGGAGAGUCAGUUCCCGCACGAUCAGCCGCAAAAUUGGACGCCUUGCUUUUAUCCAAUCAAAAAGCUUUGGAUUCAAUCAAGGCUCAAGGAAUUCCAGUUAACAACUGGGACUUGAUGAUCAUUCACCUGACGCUACGCCACUUGCCACCCGCUGUAAGAGAAGAUUGGGAGACUAGUCUUGGUUUAACUGAUAUCAUGCCGACUUAUACGCAACUCCAUGAGUUUCUCAAGUUGAAAGUCAGAGCUUGGGAGAACUUGGAGCCAGCUUCUGAGCCCAAGAAGCAACCUGAAAAUCAUAAAUCAGGAGGGUCACGCAGUGACAAACAACCAAGGACAAAAUCUUCAUACACCGCUGCUCAGUACAAGGGAAAGCCCAGGAGAAAUUGCCCGCUGUGCCCGGAGGAGCACUACAUGGGUUAA
This is a messenger RNA of Cotesia congregata, 1305 nucleotides long. NCBI's taxonomy places the organism in Eukaryota, Metazoa, Arthropoda, Insecta, Hymenoptera, Braconidae. The record is from the annotation of a GenBank genome assembly.